UUCAGAACAAUCAAAUAGCCAUCCAAUCAAACUAUUAAAUAGGGACAAACAAUGGGCCAAUAAAUGAUUUAGAUCUCAGUGAAUUACUAAUACUGUUCAAAUGGUCAAUUCAUAAGGUUAACCGAUUUGCAAAAUAUUCAUUAAACCGACGAUUUUAAAUGGUUAAGCGAAACUAUGCAAUUGUACUGGUUUUUUUCAAAAAGCAUUUAAGAAUGACUACAACGUUGAGGAAUUCGAUUUCAAUUAAACAGAUUUGACCAUUUCGAUAGGUUAUGCAAUUCAAGUGAUGGUCAAAUCUGUUUCAAGUGAUGCAAUUCAAGUAACAUUCUUUCUGAGCAUUUGGCAAUUACACAAUGUUUUAAUCAAAUAACUGAAACUAUGAAGCUUAACUUAAUUUCUUAAACUAAAUUUUAAUUUGUAUUAUUGUAAUGUUGUUCAAGUAUGUCAUUACAUUUAAACUAAUCUAUGAAAGUACACUGACCGAUAAAGAUAAUGAAUAGUCAAUUUCUUCUUUAUCGAUAUAAUCAAUUAACAAUGAAAGUCUGAUUGUUUUUUCAUUCAAUCUAGUUUUGUGGGAACUGAUUCAGAAGCUAAAGUGGUGUAACAUCUUGUGAUGCACAAAGCAUCUCAGAUCAAGUGUUGGAUUAGAUUAAUUGCUUCAUCAUUAUCACCGCCUAGAAGAAUUCUUUAGAUAAUUUUAAAAUAAAACAAAAACUCAAAUAAAACUUUUAAAAACUCGUAAAGAGGAUAUUAAGGAGAUCACUCAGUGGUGGCUAGUGAUUUUAGGUUCGAUUCUGCCAGCAGUUAUCCUCAGCUGUAAUCAGAAGAGGGAGCUGUGUAUCCUCAUCGUAAUCUCCAAAACCCCUCAUCAAACGCACGACCGAUUUAAAAUCAAAGAAAUUUUCACGAGAAAACUCAAAAUCCAAUAAAAACUCACAUUAGAAAAACAAAAUCAAAACCAAUUGAAUGAUAAUUUAAUGGAAAAGAGAAGGCUCAGUUCAGCGGGAUUAUCGACACAGAAACGAAUCUCCAGUUACGGUAGAAACGCCUAAUUCCGGUCUGUUGAGCUUGAAUUUCCGAGUCGUCACUGCCUUAAAAAAAUAAGAUUAUCGAGAAACUAAAGAAAUCAUAAAAAAAACAACGAUUAAAACAGAGAAAGCUUUUCUUGAAAGAGAGAACACUAGAUGCAACUGAAGGAACUCUCGGCGAUUGCUGUGUAAUUUAUAGGAACCGUAAUUAGGGUUAAGCUAGGUCUUCGAUGGAGUUUUCGUGGAGGCCCAUUCUCGGCCCGUUAGAUGAUUUCAGAAUUGUGCGCCUUUGUUUUCGCGGAUGUCUUGGUUUAAAUUCGGUUUGAUUUAACUUGGUUCGGUUUGGGUUGGAAUUGAAAAAUAUUUGAUGUCGUCUCUCUCUGUUCAAGUGUUUUACGGGGCGAUGGAAGCACUGAGAGCUUCCUACGGUGGUGACUCUUCAUCUGAUUCCGAUACCGAUGAUCUUUCUCCGGCCGGUUCCGUUUCUGCGAAUCCCGGCGAGAAUUCAACCGGCGUGAAGCACGAGAAGGAGUCGAUUGCCUUGCCUCCUCCGCCGCUUUCGCUUCUCGAUUCCAUCGGAUCAACUGAUUUCUUCUCAACAGAGCCUGUGGUUCGAGUAAGGAACUUCCCUCACGUCGAUGGAAAUUACGCCUUGCACGUUUACAUCCCUGUUUUUAUACCUCUAUUGCCGAAGAAGGAGAUUGUAUGUUUUCUAAAGAAGGUUGCAUCAGUUGUUCCUAUUCUUCAUCUAGUAGAAUCUGAUGUUCCACUCAGCAUCCUGUGCAAGGAUGACCAGAAGCUUGAGCAUGCCUUGGGGAGAGAGUUCCACAUAAGCUUGGGAAGAAACGUUCCUCUACGUGUUCAUCAGAUUAACUCAGUGGUCUCUAUGCUUCGGCAAAAGCUUCAGUUACAGAAGAGAUACUGGAUCGAGUUUAACAAGUGGGAAGUCUUUGUGAAUGACGAUUGUACUCGCUCUUUCCUUUCUUUGGAAGUCACUACUUCUGGACUAUCUGAGAUAUGUAAGCAAAUUGAUGCUGUUAAUGAAGUUUACAAGCUUCAUAAUCUGCCAGAGUUCUACAAGGAUCCACGGCCACAUAUAUCCUUGGUCUGGGCGUUGGGUGAUAUUAGAACUUCUCUGAAAGGAGCUGUUGAUGUGGAACUGAGGAAGCUUAGAGCGAGUGGUUGCGUGCAGAAUCGUAUCUUCACCUCGAAGUUUGGUGGGAUUGAGUGUAAGAUAGGAAACAAAACACACAAAAUAUGUAAACUCCCAGAUGAAUAACAAAAUCUCAGAUUUCUCAAAACCUAUCAGGAAAUCAACAGAUUUUCUGUAACAUGGAGUGGAAGAAUCGACUGAGCAUGCCAAUAGUCUUCUCGAGCAACCUCAUCAAACUCGGGGUUGUAGCAGGGAGGAUGGAUGUGAUGAGAAUGCAGUAAAGCUUGACAUGAUCAGGCGCAAUGCUAAUCAUAGCCGUGUUGUGCGAGAAGUACAUAGCCAUCAUACAAACCUGAAGCUGGAACCGCAAUGGGAACCCGAGGGUGAGAAUGUUUAGCAUAGAAAGUGAAACCGAAAACCCGAUUGUGUUAAAGAACACAAACAAAGUGAAAGCAACUCCAUUAAAGGUACAUAGCUAUCUUGCCAGGUUCCACCAGGUGGAGUCAGGCUGGCUUGAAACGUGGCUGUGGCGACCAGUGAAGCCACCACGAGCAAAGCGCUGCGUGCCUCUGAUGGGGAGUCUCUGUGCUUUUUGAAAGUGAAGUACUUGACAAGAUCUUUGUGGCUUUGUGACUCCAUUUGGCAUGUGGAAGUAGAAGUGGUUCUCUCGACAUUGGUUGUACCGAUGUCUCUCCCUCUUUGAGCCCCUGUCUCGAUGAGUUUCGCGUGUACCUCUCUAUCUCCAGCUUCGCUCGGGAACAUAACCAGCAAAUCCAGUGCAGAGAGACCCAUCUUGUUCAUAGCAUUCACCUCAAAUGUCCUUGAUUCUUCUGGUAUUGCCUGAACCAACACUUCAAUCACCUAUGAAGAGCUGUGUUACCCUGUUCAUCUUUCUUGUACAACACUUCGAUUUGAUUUGUCUCUGUGAUCAACUCAACAAUGGCGAUAACCGCUUCUAUCUCUUGGUGCAGAACAGCGAGAUGCAAAGCUGUUUGACCUUGAACCGUCUCGUCUUCUAAGCAAUCAACACAGCUCGAUACAAUCUCUCUGAUCACAUCGGUUUUGCCUCUCAUAGUUGCUGCAUGAAGCGGAGUCUUUCCAUCUCUACCUUUUAUCCGGCAAAGCUUCUUAUCAAUUCCCAAAAAUGCCCUCACGGUAUCUACUUGGCCAGCUGCUGCAGCCGCAUGAAGAGGGCUAAAACCUUCUUUGUCCAAGUCAAAGACUGACCGUUGCCGGAGAAUCUUCCCGGAGACUGCAUACUCUUCACGCCUGGGAUUAAAAGAGGUAUGUAGAGGAUCAGGCACGAUCUCUUUGGGUAGAUUAGACUCAAAAGCAUCCAUGUUUGGUGAUGAUGAAGAAGAGAGAGAGAUAAGACAACAACAUUGAAUAUAUACUAUGAAGGUGUUAUCACGACAAUGCUUGACACUUAUUCUAUUACAAAACUCCCUUUGACAUUUGACUUUGUAGCUAAUGAAGAAUUCCUUAAAUGAAACAAAUGGUUACAAGUGUCAGUGAUCUGCAUUCUAGUAAUUUAACCAACG
Messenger RNA from Thlaspi arvense, 3722 nucleotides. NCBI's taxonomy places the organism in Eukaryota, Viridiplantae, Streptophyta, Magnoliopsida, Brassicales, Brassicaceae. The record is from the annotation of a GenBank genome assembly.